Messenger RNA from Caretta caretta (loggerhead turtle), 707 nucleotides. RefSeq names its product ribosomal protein L12 (gene RPL12). Gene Ontology annotation, molecular function: large ribosomal subunit rRNA binding; structural constituent of ribosome. Lineage: Eukaryota; Metazoa; Chordata; Testudines; Cheloniidae. Gene Ontology annotation, biological process: translation. The record is from RefSeq and is a predicted model, not a curated record. Gene Ontology annotation, cellular component: ribosome; cytosolic large ribosomal subunit.
GUUGCGCGGCCGACGGCAUCUCCGGCCUCUCAUGCGCGCUGCUCUAGGCCGGGAGGUGGCAGGAGCUGUCUGAGUCUCGCGUCCCGGAUCCGGCUCCAUCCGCCUCGGGCCCGCCGCCGCCAUGCCGCCCAAGUUCGACCCCAACGAGAUCAAAGUCGUGUUCCUGAGGUGCACCGGCGGGGAGGUCGGCGCCACUUCCGCUCUGGCGCCUAAAAUCGGCCCGUUGGGUUUGUCUCCCAAAAAGGUUGGUGAUGACAUCGCCAAGGCAACAGGUGACUGGAAGGGGCUGAGGAUCACCGUGAAACUCACUAUCCAGAACAGGCAAGCUCAGAUCGAGGUUGUCCCUUCUGCCUCUGCCCUGAUCAUCAAAGCCCUCAAGGAGCCUCCUCGUGACAGGAAGAAGCAGAAGAACAUUAAACACAGUGGCAGUGUCAGCUUUGAUGAGAUAGUAAACAUUGCACGCCAGAUGAGGCACAGGUCCUUGGCCCGGGAGCUCUCUGGAACUAUUAAGGAGAUUCUAGGAACUGCUCAGUCUGUUGGCUGCAAUAUUGAUGGCAGGCAUCCUCAUGAUGUCAUUGAUGACAUCAACAGUGGCACAAUAGAAUGCCCAGCUAGCUAAGACAGAAACCAAGAACUCUCAACAUGAAAGCUGAUUAAGAUUUUUUGUGACAAUUGGGAAACCUCAAUAAAACCUGCAUUGAGUGAGA